AGACUGAUUUUUGCACAAGAUGGGGAAAACUAUAGUUCUUGUUUUGGCUCUUUCUGUUUUCGCUCAAGCUGCUACUAUUAGAGAUGGAGAUCACGACCACACCCGUGUAGCACGUUCUCCAUGCAGUACUUGUGGCCCACAUGGACCUCCCCCACCACCGCCUCCAUUCGGUCCACCGCCACCGUUCAGACCUAGAUACUUCCACACUGCUCAGUGGGCUGGUUUGGCUGCCGAUGGAGCUCAACGAGGAGUCUUCAGUGGCGCAGCUGCAGCCGCUGAUGAUGCCAGCCAAGCCGCUGGUGAAGCAUUCUCUUUGGCUUCUAGUGGAGCAGCUCACGGUUUGGGACUUGAUGAUCAGUCCAACGAACAGUCUGCUCAAUUAUCUGGUGGAAUAGGUAUCGGGGUGCAAUCAGCAAGAGGCUACGGUGCUGGUAGCUCCACAUCUGGUUCAAGUGAUUCCAGCUCCAAGUCAUUUAACUCCGGUUUCCAGUCUUCAGCUGGAUCUAAAUCUGGAAGCUCUAGUGGAUUUAGUGGACAGGCAUCUGCUGAUUCUAAUACCCAGUCUUCUGGUGAUUUCGGUAAACAAUCUUCUGCUGGAUCAAACUCUCAAUCUUCAAGCAGUUACGGAGGCCAAUCUUCUGGUGGCUACGGCGGCCACUCAUCAGAAAGUUAUGGUAGUCACUCAUCAGGAGGAUAUGGGGGUCACUCAUCAGGAGGUUAUGGUGGUCAUUCGUCUGGUGGCUACGGUGGUCACUCUUCUGGUGGUUACGGUGGUCACUCUUCUGGAGGAUAUGGUGGCCAAUCAUCCGGCUAUGGAGUCAAAUCUUCAUCUAGUUCUAGCUCCCAAUCCUCAAAUAGCUUCGGGAACUCUGCGGGAGGCUAUGGUGGAAACUCUAAUGAUCAAGCUUCAGGGAACUUUGGCGGUCAGUCAGCUGGUUACAAUGGCCAAUCUUCAGGUGGAUUUGGAGGGCAGUCGUCUAAUGGCUUUGCUAACCAGGGUGGCGGUGUAAACGGCCAAUCAGCACAUGGUGAGAAGAAAUUUAACUACAAAGAGUCUCACUACUCGUACCAAAGUGGUGGAAACAAAAACGCUGGCUUUGAAUCCCAAUCACAAGGCAGAGGAUUCAGCGACGAACAGCAAUCAGCAAGCAAUGGUGGUUUCGAUGGCAGUGUAGGCGGAAAAUUGGAAGCCCAUCGAGUUGAACAAGUAGGCAGCCAAAAUGGUGGAUCUUUUGGAAAUGGGCAAUCUUCUGGACGUUUUGAUGCUUCUAGUGCUAGUUCCAGUGGAAGUUCAAGCUCUGGAGGAAGUGGAGGUUACGGCGAGGGUGCAGGAAUUUCUGCUGGUCUCGGUGUUGGUGGUUCUGCUGGAUUAGGAAUUGGAGGAUCCACUGGAUUAGGUGUCAGCGGUUCUGAUAGUUACGGCGCUGGUGGAUCAAGCGGCUAUGGUUCUGGUUAUUCUGGCUCUCAAUCAGCUCUUAAGGGAGCUCUUGAACUUGCCAACCAGGGGCUACAGACGGCAGCGCAACAGCCGGCUGGAUGCAGCACUUGUGGUAAAAGCAAUUACGCUUUAAGUAAUGCUAAGAGCAGAAAUGGCAAUGCCAUUGCCCUUUCCGUUAGCGGUUAAAUUUUAAAGUACCUGAUCUUAUGCUCCUACGAAUAAUGGUUUAAAGAAUUGUCUUGUAUAUUGUGAUUGUAAUUAAGUUGUUUAUGUUAUUGUUUGAGAUUUCUUGUAAAUAAUUUUAACAAUUACGAUAUUAUUUUAAUAA
This is a messenger RNA of Spodoptera litura, 1766 nucleotides long. RefSeq lists its product as uncharacterized. Lineage: Eukaryota; Metazoa; Arthropoda; Insecta; Lepidoptera; Noctuidae. The record is from RefSeq and is a predicted model, not a curated record.